This is a messenger RNA of Achroia grisella, 3808 nucleotides long. RefSeq names its product cilia- and flagella-associated protein 57 (gene tous). The record is from RefSeq and is a predicted model, not a curated record. The coding region runs from base 77 to 3808 and encodes 1243 amino acids. The transcript has 22 exons. Gene Ontology annotation, molecular function: protein binding. Lineage: Eukaryota; Metazoa; Arthropoda; Insecta; Lepidoptera; Pyralidae.
CUAAAUAUAUCAAUUAGUUAUUGCAUACAGGUAAUGUUUACAUACUUGUUUUAUUGCGACAGUUUUUGAUAAUAUCAUGGCAACAUCAUCACCAAAUAUCUCCGCACGAAUAUUUUAUGGCCUUCGGACUGACAUUCAAUACAAUGCUCAUUAUUUGACGGAAUCUGAAAUUAUUUAUCCAGCCGGUGGAGUUAUUGUAAUUCAUAAUCAUCUACAAAAGAAGCAAAAGUUCAUCAGACUGCAAGAUAAACAUAAGCCUAUAAAAUCUUUAAUUUUGGCACCUAACAGGCGAUGGUUAGCUCUUAAUGAAAUAGCAGAAGAAGGGCAAAAGCCAAUAAUAACUAUUUACGAUCUUACGACUUACAAGAGGCGUAAAAUUCUGACUGUACCAUUUGAAAACUCUACGGCAAAAGAAUUUGCAUGUGUUCAAUUCACUUUCGAUUCUAAGUAUCUUGUAGCAAUCACAGGUGAACCGGACUGGUACUUGUAUUAUUAUAAUUGGGACAAAGGGAAGGUUGAAAGUCAUGCCAAAGCUCAGAAUCCUAGUGGCCAAGGAAUUGUUGAAAGUAUACAAUGCAAUCCCACAGAUGCAACACUUGUAGUAAUUACCGGUCCGUUCACAUUUCGUAUUAUGAAUGUCGCUGAAACAGUUUGGCGACAGUGGGGGUGGUGUAAAGCUGAAAAUAUCAACAUAACUAGUUGCAUGUGGCUAACUUCAGAUCGAAUAAUGUUUGGGACAAAUGACGGUGUUAUAAUGGUGGUGGAAAACGGAGAACUCAGACAAAACUGCGUUUUUAGAGCUACAGAGAUCAUGGAAAUGUCCCUAAAGAAAGUUGAGGCUGAAGCCGAGGAAGGGGAAAAGGUGAGCAUUAGUAGUAAACAAGACACUACAAGUGAACCCACUGUAUUAGAAGAAAGCUAUCCUGUUACUUGCUUUGUGAACUUUCCUAAAGGAUUUGCAUUUGGUUGUGGUCCGGGUUACGUUCACAUGUUUGAAAAGGAAACUCCACAUCACUGGCGAAAACGAAAUGUCUACAGAAUUUCCAAGAAAUCUUACAAGCACACUCGCGAGCAUCCGUUAUGGUCACCAUUAGACGCCAUACAGCAUAUUACAAUCGAUCCUAAUCAAGAAACGUUACUUAUCACAACACUGCGAAAACAAUUAUAUUACGCCAAGUUAUUUGGACAACAUAUGUUGCAGAAUCCAGAAAUUGCUUUUGCCGAACUUGGGCCUGCCAUGCACUACGGUCCUAUAAACUCACUCUCAAUGUGCGCAUGGAAGCCUAUAUUUAUGACAUCAGGAGAAUUAGAUAAAAGUAUUAGAAUAUGGAAUUACAUGACUGAUGAUGUAGAAAUGAUUAAACUUUAUCAAGAGGAGAUACACUGUGUUUCUUUGCAUCCAACCGGUUUAUUUGCAAUAGUUGGAUUUUCCGAUAAAUUGAGAUUCAUGGUAGUACUGAUAGAUGACUUCGAAGUGAUGCGCGAGUUCCCCAUUAGAAAUUGCAAACGCGCGAAGUUCAGUACAAACGGACAGAUGUUCGCUGCUGUCAACGGCCAAGUCAUUCAAGUGUUCUCCUCAAUCUCUUUUCAAAAUGUUUAUAACUUAAAAGGUCAUAAUGGAAGGAUAACAUGUCUAGCCUGGUCUGCAAAUGAUCUAACACUAGUGUCUUGUGGUAUGGAGGGUGCAGUGUACGAGUGGAGUAUGUCUACGGGUCAAAGGGUGGGCGAAUUUAUACUGAAAACUAAUCAGUUCAACGCUUGCGCCGUCAACAGUAUUGGGAAAUCAGCAUACAGCGUUGGAUCAGACGGAGAAAUUAAAGAAAUUGGUUCGAACACACUCCGAAGGAAUUUAGGACUAAUAAACUGUGCCCUGGAUACCAUUGUUUUGUCACGGUCCGACAUGAUGCUAUUCAUUACCGGCGGUGAAGGAGGCGUCACGUCUGUCCAGCUACCACUCUUAGACAAGGCAAUAUUCAAUGAGUUCCAUGUGCACAAUAAAAAGGUUACCUGCAUUGCACUUUCAUAUGAUGACCAAACGUUAGUAUCCGUGGCUCAAGAUGCAUCUAUCUGCUUGUGGCGACUUACGAACGCAGACGGACGAGCAAUCGCACUUGAUAAGGAUUUUGCGUAUUCAAAAGAGAUAUUGAUAAGCAAAAAGGAUUUACAGGAAAAAAUAAAUAGUAUAAACUUAUUAAGCACGAGGAUGAGCGAGUUAGAAACUGAACACACGUAUCAGUUACGUCAGGCCGAAGCGACGCAAGCGGAAAAACUAAAAGAAGUUCACGAAGGCUACUGUGCCGCCAUCGAAGAACUGAAGGAAAAGAAUGAGCAAAUGGAAAAUGAGCAUACUCAUGAAAUAGGAAUGAUUCAGCAAGAUAUCACCAAGCUCCGGUCGGGUCAUGAGAGAACGCUGCAAGCUCUGGAAGCAGACUUCAAUAUCAAACUAAUUAGCGAAUACGACAGAUAUCAGAGCCUCGAGGAUAAAACGGCUAGAAUGAGAAAAGACUAUGAACAACGUCUCGAGGAACUUGCCGAAAGUAAGCGGCAAGCUCUAAGGGAAAUGAAUAACAUGUUCGAAUCUAAAUUGGAAGAAAAAGAUAUUCUUUUACAAGAGUUGCAAGAACAAGCUGAUAUGGAAACAAAGGAGCAUGAAACUAUAAAGGCAUCAAUUGAGGAAGAUGCGGAUCGUGAGAUAAUAGAAAUCAGAACCGCAUAUGAAGUACAAUUGAAAGAAGAAAAAGAUGCUAAUGUACGGUUAAAGGGAGAGACUGGUCUAAUGAAGAAAAAACUAAUAAGUGCUAAUAAGGAAAUUGAUGAAUUCAAACAUCAAGUAUCCCAAUUGAAAGCUGAACACAAACAGUUUCAAAAAGUUAUAUCAACUUUGGAACGUGAUGUGGCUGAUUUGAAAAAAGAAAUAUCAGAGCGAGAUGGCACUAUUCAAGACAAGGAAAAGAGAAUAUAUGAAUUAAAACGAAAGAAACAAGAAUUGGAAAAAUAUAAAUUUGUAUUGAAUUUCAAGAUAACAGAGCUGAAAAAUCAGAUAGAGCCGUUAGAACGCGAUAUCAAAGAAAAUAAGUUGCGUAUACUUGAACUGGAAGUGUCUCUUGAAACUCUUUUAAAACAAAAAGAUUUUCGUGAACUUAAAAUUAAUCAAUUAAAUGAAAAACUGUCGUCCGCCAAAAAAGACUUUAUGAGUGAAGCUGAAAGAAAUUUGACACUAAAAAAUACUUUGAAGAAAAUCAAAAUAGACCUACACAAUAUGACUGCUAAUUUCCAAGACCCGGCCAAGUUAAAAUCGAAUGUUAAAGCCCUUUUUCACAAGUAUGUUGAAGACAUAGACUUCGUGCGUAGUCGAGUAGCAGAGGACGAAGCAAUAAGGGAAUUUAACAGACAACGUGACCACUUAGAGAAGCAAGUCGCUGCUCUCAAACAACAGCUUUCCAAGUCCGUGGGUGGUUCUAAGAGCGAUAUCGGAAAAAUUAUGGAUGAAAAUUGCACACUUCUCACGGAGAUUAACAAUUUGCGAACGGAACUCAAAUCGACACGUACACGAUGUUUCCAAAUGGAGUCGAUCUUAGGACUAUCCGCGCGGUACAUUCCACCAGCCACUGCUCGAGCUAAGCUCAAGCAUGUUACUGAGGACAGGGAGAAAAUUGACGAAAAUUUCAAACAGAAAGUAGAGGAACGUGAAGAGAUAAUAGUUGCUUUAAAAGAGGAAAACGAACGCUUGCUUAGUAAAGUGCGGUGUGUAGAAGAAUCUGACAUGAUGACAGAGGUUGAUAAUGAUGUUAAUAAAAACGAAGGCUAA